Messenger RNA from Brassica napus (rape), 1496 nucleotides. Its product is annotated as putative F-box protein At1g26515. The transcript has 2 exons. NCBI's taxonomy places the organism in Eukaryota, Viridiplantae, Streptophyta, Magnoliopsida, Brassicales, Brassicaceae. The record is from RefSeq and is a predicted model, not a curated record. Bases 1 to 1182 code for a protein of 393 amino acids. Gene Ontology annotation, molecular function: protein binding.
AUGAUAUUAAAACAACUAGGGUUUACGACCAUGAUCAGAAGAAGUCUCCGUCUUUGCAACAAGAGGAGAACCUAUGUUGUUCCUUUGGAUCUGCAGAUCGAGAUUCUUAGCCGGUUGCCUUCAGAAUCCGUAGUUAGGAUUAUGCUCGUAUCUAAAUCAUGGCGAGAAAUCAUCCUCAGCAAGAGUUUCAUGAGGUUACGAUCCUUGACUCAGCCUUUGCGUUUCCUACUAGCUUUACAGGAUAUAGAUUACCAAACUGGACGCAUAAAUUGCAGCUUCUUCUCUUCUUCUUCUUUAUCGUCAUCAUCAACAUCGAUAUCAACCACUUUUCUAUCCACAGUAACUUUUCCUCUCCGUCGUCGAGCCUCGUACCCUAGUUAUUACGUGAAUGGUCUGAUCAACAUUGGUGAGUUCAUAUGUAACCCUUGCAACGGGAAGACCGUAUCUUUGCCGAAGCUUGUCAAAAUAACAGCUGCUAGUAGACGAAGGAUAACCGAGCGAUUUUUUGGAUAUGAUCCUGUCAAUAAUCAGUACAAAGUAUUGUGCAUCACCAUGCAUCCUGUAGGACGAGCAACACAGAUUUUUUCGAAAACCAAAUUUGUAACCUUUCAGGUAUUCACAUUGGGAGCUAAACCUAAAACAUGGAGAUUCAUCGAUUGUGGCAUUCCUCACACAACUUUGUCUAAAGGUCUGUGUAUUGAUGGGUUUGUGUACUACAUUGCGAGGACGGACGCAAGAAUGAUGUGUCUGAUGAGAUUCGAUUUGAACUCUGAGAAGUUUAAUAUCUAUGCUAGAGUAUCUGAGGAAAUGAAAGCUUUGUAUUUUCGAGACAACGGUUCUAGAACUUUGUUAAACUACCAUGGCAAAGUAGCCGUAGCCAUUCAGCCUUCUCACUCAGUGCCUUCAAUUGAUUUGUUCAUUUUCGAAGCAGGAAAACAGGAUUACAAAGAGAAGUCUUUCGAUAAUCUUCCCCAGCUUCAUUUGCGUGUGAAAGGUGUUAUUAAUCAUAUGGGUGACAUUAUUUUUGCACCUAGCUGUUCCGAAGGUGAUGAUAUUGUUAUUAUCCACCAUGAUCUCAAGGGAGCCAGUUUUAAGAAGAUGAAGUUUGAAGUCGCAAAUCAUGAUUGGUUUAAUGAAUCAAAUUAUUUCAUGGGUUACGUAGAGAGUCUUAUGCUGAUUUAAGCUGGGGAGAGUUAUCAUUUUUUUUGUUUAUUGUGGGAUGUUGCCGCUACCGUUCAUGUCUUUUGGUUCCAUUUACUCUUUCCUAUAUAUUAUUCUUCUAAACUCGAGAUGAUGUUCCUAAUAAGGUUAUGCCUUGUACAAUGCACAAGACAGAAAAAAAAAAACGUUGUCUCCAAUUGCUUGUCCAGGCCUUUAAAGCAUAUUUCAACCGGCACAUUACACAGUAGUUCGUUGAAAACUGAAGCAUGAUCUGGCGACCUGUGAACAUAUAUAUAUACUAGGAGUUUUCCAGCGCCAUGUGCAGAAAUAGUAAU